AUGUCUCCAUGUUCAUUUUUACAAUUCAUUAUGAGUUGUUUCAUUAUUUAUUGCAAUUUCAAAGUUGAAAGUUUCGACCAAAGAGUAUACCACAUAGCCAGCAACAGCAACGUUGAUGUUAUUGAUGUGAGACACAACUUCAGCACGUUUCCCAGCAAGAGUGAUUUAAGGACUGGUGUUCUUUCUCGUAACGCCUGCUCAAUCCUCUGCAGUCUGAAUACAUUAUUUGCUUGUAAAGGAUUCGAAUACAGCAAAGAAACGAAAGAAUGCAAGUUGGUUUCUGGAUUUUUGUCGGGUGUUUCAACCGGGGACAAUCUUACCCGUUAUCGGCUGAAGGAAGUUUGUCCUCAAGGCACGACCUACGCAUCUUCAAUAAAAUCAUGCCUCAUUUUGAAGACAACAAAAAUGACUUGGUCAGAUGCCAGAGAUGCGUGCAACGGAAUGCAACUGAAUUUCCAUCCCAUAACACUUGAUACUCCAGAGGCAAAUCUGGCACUGAGAACUCUUUUGAUUUCUCUUCCUUCAACAACAACUUCUGGUUGUCAAAAUUGGGCCGACUGGACUGUGUGGACCUCUGGCAGAACAUUACUCAGUAGCAGACCCAAUUUUUUUUGGCAACCUUACAAAGAUGGGACCAUCUUUUCGAUUGUUGGAUAUAAGAACUGGUCUUCUGGUCAACCAGAUUUUCUUUAUUACACAGGCUAUGGCUGUUUACAUCCCUUCUUGGACACAUUUGAGUGGGAUGAUGUUAGUUGCGACUGCAUGUGGUGUGUCGUCUGUCAACUCGAUCUUUAUUGA
Molecule: messenger RNA, 798 nt
Organism: Helobdella robusta
Lineage: Eukaryota; Metazoa; Annelida; Clitellata; Rhynchobdellida; Glossiphoniidae
Exons: 4
Coding region: 1-798 (265 amino acids)
Source: RefSeq, a predicted model, not a curated record